UUGUUAUAUAUCGAAUAUACGCUCUUUAGUACUAGUCACCAAACUCCACUAAUUACAAAUAUCACAUUCAUUCUUCUUCUCUUUUGCUGGAUUUUCAAACAAAAAUACUGUAGCUUAAUUCAAUGAGUUCCAGAAGCAAAACUCCUUCCAAUUACAUAAUCAGUUCUGAAUCCUCAGAAGAAAGUAGUUGGACUAAGUACUUUGAGGAUUUCUUCAACAAUCAUAAUAAUAUUGAUAUUAAUCAUGAUGAUGAGAAAUGUUCUGUUUCUUUCUCUGAUUUUGAUGAUGGCUCAUCCUCUCUUAUCUCUGAUGCUGCUGCAAAAAAAUUAGCUGAUUGUGCCCAAGAUGGUAUGAGAUUGAGUUUCAAGAAGAGGAAGAAGAUUAAAACUAGAUUGGUUGAUGAUGAUUUGGAAGAUACUGCAAGUUCUCCUAUUAACAGCCCCAAGAACCAGAUAUACAAGGCAAAAGAGAAGGAAGAAAUUGACCAUCUUUAUCAGGAGAAAGGAAAUACCCUAGGAGAAAGAGACGAGAUGAAGGAAGUGGGGUUUAAUGAAAUGGACACUAGUAGGGACCAUACAGAACUGAAUAAAAAAGGGCUUUGCUUAGUUCCUUUGUCUAUGGUAAUGAACUAUUUAGGUUGAAUAUUAUAAGUUUCAUGACAUGUACAAGACCUUUAUGUAUGUAUUCCUUUCUCUUAAUUAGCGCACGCUUGCGCUGUGUAUAUACAUUAUGGGUUGAAUAAUUAUUUGUAUAUAGACUUUUAUAGAAUUUAUUUUUUU
Cicer arietinum (chickpea) is the source of this 779-nucleotide messenger RNA. Its product is annotated as vascular-related unknown protein 4-like. Lineage: Eukaryota; Viridiplantae; Streptophyta; Magnoliopsida; Fabales; Fabaceae. The record is from RefSeq and is a predicted model, not a curated record. Gene Ontology annotation, biological process: xylem development.